Messenger RNA from Leptidea sinapis, 1646 nucleotides. RefSeq names its product bifunctional arginine demethylase and lysyl-hydroxylase PSR (gene PSR). The coding region runs from base 291 to 1451 and encodes 386 amino acids. Gene Ontology annotation, biological process: phagocytosis. The record is from RefSeq and is a predicted model, not a curated record. Gene Ontology annotation, molecular function: P-TEFb complex binding; histone H4R3 demethylase activity. The transcript is spliced from 3 exons. Gene Ontology annotation, cellular component: cytoplasm; nucleus. Lineage: Eukaryota; Metazoa; Arthropoda; Insecta; Lepidoptera; Pieridae.
AUUCAAAUCAAAAUUCCAUAAAAAGUAUAAUGUUAGGCCACGAAAUAUAAAAUUUAAAUUGUUUGUAGUAUGUACUCUUUGAAGUUUGAAUUUUGUAAAGUGUAGCUAAUAAAUAAUUGCAAAGCUGUUUCCCUAAUUUGCGAAAUAGUGGAUUACAAAAAAAUAUCUACUUAGAAGAGAUAUUACUCAUAACAUAAUUCAUAUCAAUGAUUUAGAUAGCAAAUACUAUCGAGAAAACGAUUAAAAUCAUUCACGCAUUGUUGAAGUAGUUUGGGAACAAAAUACCCAUAAUGGAGAGCGAAUAUAAGUUAUCACAUAAGGCUAAGAAACGUAUUAAGGAUGUAAAGAGAAAAGCACGACCAGAACUCACUGAUAAGCACCACUGGACAGCUUUCAAAUAUGCAACAAACUUUGAAGAGUUUUUAAAAUGUAAUGAUAAUGUUGAUAGAAUAGAUGUAAAUGAAGUAAAUCAAGAGGAGUUUAUUGAUAAAUAUGAGAAAAUUUAUAAACCAGUUGUUAUAACAAAGGUGCAAACAAAUUGGCGUGCUAAUCACAAGUGGACCCUCGAGAGACUUGUAAAGAAAUAUAGGAACCAAAAAUUUAAGUGCGGUGAGGAUAAUGAAGGCUAUAGUGUUAAGAUGAAAAUGAAGUAUUACAUAGAGUAUAUGAAAACAACACCUGAUGAUAGCCCUCUAUAUAUUUUUGAUAGUAGCUUUGGUGAACAUCCAAGACGAAAGAAACUUCUGGAUGACUAUGAAGUUCCUUUGUACUUUAGAGAUGAUCUUUUUAAAUAUUGUGGAGAAGAGAGGCGACCUCCAUAUAGGUGGUUUGUUAUGGGACCACAGAGGUCUGGGACAGGUAUACACAUAGACCCAUUAGGCACAAGUGCUUGGAAUGCAUUAGUGUUUGGUCAUAAGAGGUGGUGUCUUUUCCCCACUCAGACCCCACGAGAGUUGAUUAAAGUUACUGGAGCUAUGGGUGGCAAGCAAAGAGAUGAAGCAAUUACAUGGUAUAAAUUAAUUUAUCCAAAAACACAGCUUGAUUCUUGGCCGAGCGAAUAUAAACCUGUUGAAAUACUACAAAAGCCGGGUGAAACAGUGUUUGUACCCGGAGGUUGGUGGCAUGUUGUAUUGAAUCUUGACGACACAGUUGCUGUAACACAAAACUUCUGUAGCAAAACUAACUUCCCAGUUGUCUGGCACAAAACUGUGAGAGGCCGUCCAAAACUUUCCAAGAAGUGGCUGAAAGUACUUGAAUGCAAAGAACCAGAGUUGUAUAAGAUUGCAAGUGGUAUGGACAUAAAUCAAAGCACCGGUGUUGCUUCGGAUAGUUCGUCUAACAGCAGUUCUUCGAGCAGUGACAGUGACAGUUCUUCUAGUAGCUCUAGUGAAGAUGACAGUGGUCAAGAAAGUAUUACAGCAUCAAAAAAGAAAAGAAGGAGAAAAAUAUGAAGACAAUAAAAAUAUAUAUAAUAAAAUCAGGUAUUUUUGUACUUGUCGCACCAAUAUAGAUAUUCUUAAUAGGCUAAGCAAAGUCUUUUGUAUUACUAGAUAAUAUUAUAGUAAAUUAAAACAAAUGUGUUGGUUUUUCAAAUAACAAUAACUAUUGAUAUGCAUUGUUAAGCUGAAUAAAUUGUAUUCAUUUAA